CCUGCCCGGGUUAUGGUUCGCUGUCUGUAAAAUGAAGCGCUGAUCUCACUCCCACUCCAUCGCCGUGAUCUCUGGUAACCUUUGCACCAAUACACAAAACCGACCCGUCUCUCCGCCGCACUGCCCGACCCGGUCGCUGCUCAGCAUUCUACACGUUCCAAAGGACGGCAGCCUCUUCAUUCGCCCUCCUCGUGCGUCCUUUACCACUGCCACCUGCACCGCCUUCGACGUGGCUCGCGCAGCCUGUUCCUAACAACGCGCCCUCUUUUGCUCGCAGCGCCGAUUGAAGCUCAAUUCGCCACGGCUCGAUCACGACCCAUUCUCUCGAAUAAAGUCCUAUACUUGCGGCCUAGCAAAAAUGCCCCUCUGCGGCGGAUCCAAGAAUGUCCAGCGCAAGCUGGUGCUGCUCGGCGAUGGUGCUUGCGGUAAAACGUCUCUUCUAAACGUCUUUACCCGAGGUUACUUUCCCACCGUCUACGAACCGACUGUUUUCGAAAACUAUGUCCACGACAUCUUCGUCGAUAGCGUUCACAUUGAGCUUUCGUUGUGGGAUACCGCAGGCCAGGAAGAAUUCGACCGACUCAGAUCUCUCUCUUACGACGACACCGAUCUUAUUAUGCUUUGCUACUCAGUCGACAGCAAGGAUUCGCUCGAAAACGUCGAGUCAAAAUGGGUGGGCGAGAUUGCCGACAACUGUUCCGGUGUCAAGCUAGUCCUGGUCGCCCUCAAGUGCGAUUUGAGAGAACGCACAGAAGAAGAUGAGCAAGAUGAGGCCUCUGCGGCCCAGCCCAGCGGCGUCCCUGGAGAGCAGCGCGAGAAGAAGCCCCUCAUUACCUACGAGCAAGGCUUGGAGGUUGCGCGCAGAAUAGGCGCCUCAAGAUACCUGGAGUGCUCUGCUAUGCGAAAUCGAGGUGUCAAUGAGGCUUUCACCGAGGCUGCCCGCGUUGCCUUGAGCGUCAGGAAGGAUCGUGAUGACAGUAAGUGCGUCAUCAUGUAAAUGGCCGAACAAGCUCAUUACUCUCGCCGUCGACAAUAUCCCGCGUCAACAAAAUUCCAACCAAAACAUGGGCGUACAUCUCGCCAAUCCUACCUGACUUUGACUUUAGAGCGCCUUUACCCAUACAUUCCUACCGUUUACACCCUUAUACUCUGCACCAUUUCAUUUGUUGUAUAUAGUUGUACGCACAUGGUGGCCCUGAAAGCUUUCUAGAGCGGCUCCUGAGACGCUUCCGAAUAGAUGCCUUGCUGGGGACAUCUGCUAAUACUCAGGGACAAAGAAGAACAACUUGAUAGCCGAUGCUUGUUUCUUGUGCUUAUUCUAGCCUGAUUUGGAUGAUUUAUUUGGCAAAUAAUUAAAACACGACUUCUCCAACG
Molecule: messenger RNA, 1374 nt
Organism: [Torrubiella] hemipterigena
Lineage: Eukaryota; Fungi; Ascomycota; Sordariomycetes; Hypocreales; Clavicipitaceae
Source: the annotation of a GenBank genome assembly